UUGACGUGAACGGAUGCUUAACGGUUAAAACGUUACAAACGCGUCAUAGUGAAAAGUUGCAAGAAAAAAGGGGAAAAAAAUCUGUUCAACAUUUGUGUGCUGCUUACAAAAAAUAAAGAAAGGCAAAAGUGUUUGAACGAAAAAAGAAAAUUAAAAAAUUAAUGAAAAGAUAUACAUACAUCUUGUAAAUAAUGUGUAUAUACGUUGGAAAAAUUUUGAAAGAAAGCAUAGUUUUAAAUAUUGGGUGCCAAAAGAAAUUGAGCAUUUAAAAUCACAUGUAUAUAAGGAAAAAAAUUCUGUCUACUAGAAGAAAGAAAAUCACACACAUACAUGCACGCGCAUACGCACACACGCACACAUAUCAUAUACCAAUUUGUAAAUUAGGGCGAAUGGAAAGCAGCAUGAAAAAGGCGUUGCUUUAAUUGUGGUCAGUAAAGUAAAUGCGAAAAGAAAAAAAAAUAACAAAAAAAAGAAAAUAUUAAAGGAUUUAUUUAUUUUAAAAAAUCUGUGUUAAAUAACUAGUUAAACACCGCGCAGCUAACGGCAUUUCGAUUCAAGGAAAUACUUGAAAGUUAACUUACAAAUAUAAAAUGUGUACAAAAACGUGCAGAAACGCAUAGAAAAGCAGCUUAAAACGUCUUCGAAUAUACAUACACAAGAAGUGGGCACUGCCAGUCUUCAUGCUUAGAGAAGCAGCUUUGCUUUGAAAAGAAAAAAACGAAUAUUGUAUUUGUAUGGAUACCACGAAGAGUGAUUGGAGCAUAGAGAGCUACUGAAGAAUUCCAAAAUUUAACAACGCAAUAUUUUGCAGCCACAGAAGUGAGUGACCCUAUAAAAAAGGCGUUCAGCAGUUCAUACAAAUCAUGGGCACCGGUCAUUACUUUUGGGCGAUAUUCUAUUUUGCCAGUUUAUGUAGUGCAUCGCUAGCUAAUAAUGCCAAAAUAAAUUUCCGAGAAAAGGAGAAAAAAGUCUUAGACCAAAUUUUAGGUGCAGGAAAAUAUGAUGCCAGAAUACGUCCAUCCGGAAUAAACGGCACGGAAAAUGCGCCCACACUUGUCUAUGUCAACAUGUUUCUACGGUCAAUCUCAAAAAUCGAUGAUUAUAAAAUGGAAUACAGCGUGCAAUUGACAUUCCGUGAGCAGUGGACGGAUGAACGGCUGAAAUUCGACGAUAUUCAAGGUCGUCUUAAGUACCUAACUUUGACUGAAGCAAACCGAGUUUGGAUGCCCGAUUUGUUCUUCUCCAAUGAAAAGGAGGGUCAUUUUCACAAUAUAAUUAUGCCAAAUGUAUAUAUACGCAUCUUUCCUAAUGGCUCCGUAUUAUAUAGUAUUCGUAUCUCAUUGACGCUGGCAUGUCCCAUGAAUCUAAAACUCUAUCCAUUGGAUCGACAAAUUUGCUCACUGCGCAUGGCGAGUUAUGGUUGGACAACAAACGAUCUGGUAUUCCUAUGGAAGGAGGGUGAUCCAGUGCAAGUGGUUAAGAAUUUACACCUACCUCGCUUCACUCUUGAAAAAUUCUUGACUGAUUACUGCAACAGUAAAACCAAUACGGGUGAAUACAGUUGCCUCAAAGUCGAUCUACUAUUCAAGCGAGAAUUCUCAUAUUACUUAAUCCAAAUUUAUAUCCCAUGCUGUAUGUUGGUCAUUGUCUCAUGGGUGUCAUUCUGGCUUGAUCAAGGCGCCGUACCAGCACGUGUGUCGUUGGGUGUCACCACCCUACUCACCAUGGCCACACAAACGUCUGGCAUAAACGCCUCACUGCCGCCUGUCUCCUAUACGAAGGCGAUCGAUGUCUGGACCGGCGUCUGUUUGACAUUCGUCUUUGGUGCUUUACUUGAAUUUGCGCUGGUGAAUUAUGCCUCCCGUUCAGGUUUGAAUAAAGCUAACAUACAUAAGGAGAAUAUGAAAAAGAAACGUCGCGAUUUGGAGCAGGCCAGCUUAGAUGCUGCUUCAGAUCUGCUCGAUACAGACAGUAAUGCAACAUUCGCAAUGAAGCCACUGGUGCGGCAUCCCGGUGAUCCGAUGGCCCUGGAGAAGUUACGCCAAUGCGAGGUGCACAUGCAGCCGCCAAAACGUCCAAACUGCUGUAAGACCUGGCUAUCAAAGUUUCCUACAAGACAAUGUUCUAGAUCAAAGAGAAUCGAUGUUAUAUCACGGAUAACUUUCCCAUUGGUUUUUGCGUUAUUCAAUCUGGUCUACUGGAGCACAUACCUCUUCAGAGAGGAGGAGGAUGAGUAAAUGCCAAAAUCUUAAUUAACUGAAAUUCUCAAUUACUAUAUACAUACAUAUUUAUAUAAAGAAUUUAUCAGCAAGGAAAACGCUAAUGUAUUUAUCUAUUUUUGUUUCGGUUCAUUUUAUUUUGGUUUCUUUAUAUUUUUCAUUUUCCUAAUUUGCUACUUAUCGGUUUGGCUUCUUCAUCAUUAAUUGCAAAUUUAAAGGACCUUCUAAGCUUGAAAAGAAUGAAUUUAAAGUUGAAAACUAUGAAAACACAACCGAAGUGCGGAAAAAAACUAGGAAUAAGCGGCUAUGUAGAAUCCAAAAAUUAUUAAAAAAAAAAAUAAAAGAAAAUCAAAUCAAAAAUUAACAUUAAAUCGAAACAAAAACAACAACAAAGUAACAAAAGAAGCAUUACGCCCGAAUCAUUUUUAUGGCAGAAAAUACAGCAUACUUACACGUACAUAUGCUCGUACAUAUAAGUAUUACAACGUGUAAGAUCAGCAGCCAGAAUAUGGGAAAAUUGAAUAAUAAAACAAUUACUGAAGGAAUAAUAAUGUUACAAUAGUUAAAUAAGCACACACAAUAUAAUAUUAAGUAAAUUAACGAUGAAAUAGACAAAUUGCGAACACAUAUAUACACAUAUAUGUAAAUGUGUAUGUGUAAGUUACGAGAUUAGAUUAUUAACUAUACAUAUAAGUAGAUGUAAGUAAAACAUAUAUGUAUGAAUGUAUAUGUGUAUAAAUAUGUUCAUUAAAGGUAGCUAUUAAAAAAAUUUUGUAUUAUACAUAUAUAUUCGAUUAUGAAAACUCGUUUCGCUUCAUGAAAACAUCUAGGCAACGGUAGUUUUGUGGCGAUACGAUCAUAUAAAAUUUCCAUUCGACUUUAUGUUUAUUGAUAACUAACGAAUUACGUUCAAAAAUACAUAAAUAACUGAAUCAAUUGUAUUGGUAUUGUGUAAUUUUUAGUACAUUUUUUAUUAUUUCACAUAUGUAUGUAUGUCAUCUGACUUGUACUUAACAUUUUAUUGGUAAAACUUCAAAAAACUUCGUUGUCAUAAUGACAGAUAUUUCUUGAUGGUAAUCGAUAAAAAAACAUUCACGCCGAUAUGAAAGAGCAUACGAUAUACAUACAUAUUAUAUUAUAUAGCGUGCAUGGAUUCCUGCCGAAAUGCUUUGGGAGUCUCAAAACAGUCCUGAAGUGGUCAUCAAUUUAUUUCAAUUCGCAAAAAUUUUAUCGAAUGGAAACCCAGUAAAUACAAUAUAUAUGUAAAUACCUGCAUUUACGUAGUAUACUAUGUAUAUGUUUAGAGAUAAAUGUGGAGGGAAUUAGCAGAUUUUCUUUUUAAAUUAUUUCGAGGAAAAUUAUUUCAGCUUUCACUUUGUUUUGGACGAAAAUUUCCUUGAAAAAUUGAAAAAUUUAAAUUUGCAGCAAAUUGUAGGUUUUUGGGCAUUUUUAGAUUUCAUAUUAUGGACGAUAUUUACGUAAGAUAAAAUUUUUUUUUGUAAAAUGGACAAUGUUGGGUGAAAAGGUUAAAUAUUUACAUGUAUAAUGUCUAGAAAAAAUUAAUUUUCAUGUUUCUUCUUAGAGCUUAAUACAUAUUAUUACAUAGUAUGUACGAGUAUGUACAUACGAGUAUAUACGAGGGUGUAUGUGUGUACUAAAUAUAUAAAAACACAUCUGAAAGUCUUAUCGAUGCCAAUCAAGUUGUAUUCUAUGUUUGUAAAUAUGAUCGUUACUAUUUAAUCGUAUCACUCAUCUUGUAGGCCACAACGUUACCAGAAAUCUUGAAUUGCAUAUACAUAUGUAAACACGAGCAUGUAUUUGUAUGUAAUUAGAAAUAUAUGAAAUAUCAAGCUUGCUACUAAGAACGUAAGUUAAGCAAAUUAAUAAGUAAAAUACAAAACUAAAUCAGUUGAAAAAACUUGUUUUUUUCGAGAGCAAUAUGUGUUAGUUUAUAAUUUGUUUGUAAAAUAAAAUGUCAGUGUUUUUGUAAAAUUAAAUACAAUUAUGGUGAAUUAAUUUCCGUUUAAUUA
Molecule: messenger RNA, 4249 nt
Organism: Ceratitis capitata (Mediterranean fruit fly)
Lineage: Eukaryota; Metazoa; Arthropoda; Insecta; Diptera; Tephritidae
Gene: GluClalpha
Product: glutamate-gated chloride channel
Exons: 12
Coding region: 864-2237 (457 amino acids)
Biological process (GO): signal transduction; chemical synaptic transmission; regulation of membrane potential
Cellular component (GO): membrane; synapse; neuron projection
Molecular function (GO): transmembrane signaling receptor activity; chloride channel activity; extracellular ligand-gated monoatomic ion channel activity
Source: RefSeq, a predicted model, not a curated record